AUGGCUUCCAGGAAAACACUAACUCUUAACGAAAUAAUAUCAGUUCUAGAAGAUGAAAGCUCUAUAAUUUCAGCAGACAUAUUUAUUACACCACCUGAGAAUGGUAACUUUAGUGAUGAAGACAGUGGAAAUGAAGAUUCUGGGGACAUAAAUAAUCUUGGUCGACGACAAUUAUUAGCUGAAGCCGAGGUACGAUGCACAGUUCCAUCGGCAGAGGGCGUCUUGGAAACUACUGAAAUUACCUCAAUGAACCAAAAUGAACAGAACGAGCAACCGCUACCAGCUUUAGAGCUAAAAGCUAAAGCUAAAAUUGUCGUAAGUAGGAAAUGGAAAUCAAAGGACAUUACUCCAAAGCAUGAGAAAGCAUCAAUUCCACCCGAAUUUGUUUUCGAUAAAAGUAAUCCUUUAGAAUUCUUCGAGAUGUUUUUUGACGAUGAAGUUUACGAACUGCUACGCUCUAGUACAGAAAAGAAUGCGAUUGCCAUAUCACAAAUGAAUUUCAGAGUUACAACUGAAGAAUUAAAGAGUUUUAUAGGUAUUUUACUCUUAUCGGGUUAUAAUAGUGUCUCACGAUACAGAUUAUACUGGGACCAUAGUAUAGAUACUCAUCAUGCAGGAGUUGCCUCGUGCAUGACUCGUAAUCGGUUCGAAGAACUGCUACGUUAUUUCCACGCAAGUGGCAAUGGCCAUAUUUCUCCUGAUGAUAAAUUCGGUAAAGUAAGGCCUUUAUGGGAUAUGAUGAAUACAAGAUGGCUUAAGUUUUUUCCUGGAGACAAACAUUUAUCUAUAGAUGAAUCGAUGAUACCAUAUUUUGGAAAACACGGAACCAAGCAGCACAUUCACGGCAAGCCAAUUCGUUUUGGGUAUAAAAUAUGGUCACUCUGCACACGAUUGGGGUAUCUAAUUUUUGUUGAACCAUAUCAGGGAGCUAAAACUGGUUGUACAAACCCAUAUCUCGGAGUAGGUGGCUCUGUUGUCAUGAACUUAAUUUCGAAGCUUCCAGAGAAAGAGCAUUACAGCUUUUAUAUAGAUAACUUCUUCACAUCUUUGCGCUUACUUGAUAAUUUAAUACCGUUAAAAGUGAAUGUGAAUGUUCAAAAAAUCGGCGAAAAUAGUCAGCGAUGCCAAAUAAUCAGGGAUGAAAAUCACUGUGACUGCAAAAUCACAGUCACAAAUAACGUUAUUCCUCAAAAGUUACGAGAUCGCGCUUCUCUAGGUGGUACGACAUCUUAA
This is a messenger RNA of Rhagoletis pomonella (apple maggot), 1233 nucleotides long. Its product is annotated as piggyBac transposable element-derived protein 3-like. The record is from RefSeq and is a predicted model, not a curated record. Bases 1 to 1233 code for a protein of 410 amino acids. NCBI's taxonomy places the organism in Eukaryota, Metazoa, Arthropoda, Insecta, Diptera, Tephritidae. The transcript is spliced from 4 exons. Gene Ontology annotation, molecular function: sequence-specific DNA binding.